Molecule: messenger RNA, 4700 nt
Organism: Dicentrarchus labrax (European seabass)
Lineage: Eukaryota; Metazoa; Chordata; Actinopteri; Moronidae
Product: WD repeat-containing protein 47-like
Exons: 16
Coding region: 302-2959 (885 amino acids)
Molecular function (GO): protein binding
Source: RefSeq, a predicted model, not a curated record
AGUUGUGUACGGCUGCGUCGUAGGUGUGACCAGCGCGCGUCAUCGCUACGGUUGAUGAUUGGUGGUUUGCGGCUGCGUCCGCAUGGCAACCGCGAGCUGUGUACAAAAAAGAAGGCAGAAGUGACCUUUCUGGAAACGCUGGCCGGGAUUUCAACCCCCAAAACAACCGUCCCCGUCCUCCCUCUUCGCGCACACCGUUACAUUUGGAGACUGCAGACGCGUCGGAGCGGGGUUUUUAAUGCGGCGUUUCGUUGGCGCAAACUGACAGCCAGCUGUUAGCUGCCACCACAGACUUGCAAUCAUGACGGCAGAGGAGACAAUCAGCAUCAAGGAGGCAGAGGUGAUCAAGGUGAUGCUGGACUUUCUGAACUCCAGGAAGCUGCACAUCAGCAUGCUGGCCUUAGAGAAGGAGAGCGGUGUCAUUAAUGGACUCUACUCUGAUGACAUGCUCUUCCUCAGGCAACUCAUUCUGGACGGUCAGUGGGAGGAGGUGAUGCAGUUCAUUCAACCUCUAGAAGGAAUGGAGAAGUUUGACAAGAAAAGGUUCCGCUACAUCGUUCUGAAGCAGAAGUUUCUGGAAGCUCUGUGUGUAAAUAACGCCAUGUCCGCUGCCGAAGACCCUCACAAUCUGGAGCUCACCAUGCAGGAGGCAGUCAAGUGCCUCCACAGUCUGGAGGAGUACUGCCCGACCAAGGAGGACUACAGCAAGCUAUGUCUCCUCCUCACUCUGCCGCGCCUCACCCACCACGCAGAGUUCAAAGACUGGAACCCAAGCACGGCACGUGUCCACUGCUUCGAGGAAGCCUGUGCCAUGGUGGCUGAAUUCAUCCCUGCUGACAGGAAGUUGAGCGAGGCGGGCUUCAGAGCGAGCGGGAACCGCCUCUUCCAGCUGCUCAUCAAAGGGAUCCUUUAUGAGUGCUGCGUCGAGUUCUGUCAGAGUAAAGCAACUGGCGAGGAGAUCACAGAGGGCGAGGUGUUGCUCGGCGUGGACUUGCUUUGCGGGAAUGGCUGUGAUGAACUGGACUUGUCGCUGCUCUCCUGGCUGCAGAACCUCUCUCCGGGUGCCUUCUCCUGCGCCUUCCAGCAGAAGACCCUCAAUAUCCACGUGGACCGUCUGGUGAAGCCCAGCAAGGCCGGCCACGCCGACCUCCUCACUCCGUUAAUCAACCGCCUGUCCCCCUGCCCUACCUCACCCUUCCAUCAGAGGCCUCAUUCAGCGGACACCUACAUGUCCAGAUCCCUCAACCCAGCUUUGGACGGCCUGUCCCAUGGUCUCGCAGCCCAAGACAAGAGAGGCAUGGAGGCGAACAUGAAGUCAGCCCUCAGUCGGAGCCUGGUGGAGAAUAAUGUGCAUCAGCAGGACGAUUCACCUGAGAGGAAGCACCCACAGGGACUGGAUGGACCCAACACCACACGCACACCUCUGACCCCUGGAAAAGAUGGUGGGCCACCCUGCAGCACAGAAUCAAAUGAGCGUCUUGACUCCACAGAGCACGUCCAGGAGUAUUACCGGCAGCGUCUCCGUGUCCAGCAGCAUCUGGAGCAGAAGCAGCAACAGCGACAGCUUUACCAGCAGAUGCUGCUGGAGGGAGGAGUGAAGCCGCAGGACGGAGCCCAAAACAACCUCACCGAGACCUUCCUCAGCAGAUCAAUUCAGAAGUUGGAGGAGAUGAACGUGGGCAUCGACCACAGAGGAGAUGAGGUGAUGACGCAUCUGGGCCAGCAGUGGAACAGCGCCAGCACUUCCAGUCCCAAAAACACCCGCCACACCCCUGACACCGGGCCACCAAAGGACAAGCCAGGUGGGAGGGUCAGCAGCACCCCGUUAAUGACUGGGAGCCAUGGCUUGCCUUCCCUGAGCGAGUCCCCGGUUCCUGCCAGUCACAGUGCUGAGAAGAUCAGAGGGUCAGCCCAAGAUGAUUCUGGCGGCUCUGCGACACGAAACUCUCAAGAGCCGGGGAAAUCCAAAACACAGUUUAUCAAAGUGAACCAGCUCGAGGACACGCAGGCAGUGCGUGCGGUGGCCUUCCAUCCCUCUGGAGCUCUCUAUGCCGUCGGCUCCAACUCAAAAACGCUGAGAGUCUGUGCCUACCCAGAAACACUCAACACCAGCAGUUCUGGUGCAGUCAAGCAGCCGGUGGUACGUUUCAGGAGGAACAAACACCACAAGGGCUCAAUCUACUGUGUAGCAUGGAGCCACUGCGGACAACUGUUGGCUACUGGAUCCAAUGAUAAAUAUGUCAAAGUCCUGCCUUUCAAUGCUGACAGCUGCAAUGCUACAGGCCCAGACCUGGAGUUCAGCAUGCAUGAUGGUACCAUUAGGGACCUGGCCUUCAUGGAGGGCCCUGAGAGUGGAGGAUCCAUCUUGAUCAGUGCCGGGGCCGGAGACUGCAACAUCUACACAACAGACUGUCAGAGAGGACAGGGCCUUCACGCCCUGAGCGGACACACCGGUCACAUUUUGACUCUAUACACGUGGGGAGGGUGGAUGAUUGCUUCUGGGUCCCAGGACAAGACAGUCCGGUUCUGGGAUUUGCGGGUUCCCAGCUGUGUCCGGGUGGUGGGCACAACUCUGCACGGCUCAGGAAGUGCAGUUGCUUCGGUGGCAGUGGAUCCCAGCGGCCGCCUGCUGGCCACAGGUCAGGAGGACAGUACCUGCAUGUUGUAUGACAUCAAAGGAGGCCGUAUAGUCCAGACAUACCGCCCCCACAGCAGUGACAUUCGCUCAGUGCGCUUCUCACCUGGAGCCCAUCAUCUCCUCACCGGCUCUUAUGACAACAAAAUCAUCAUCAGUGACCUUCAAGGUGACCUAACAAAGCCCCUCCCUCAGACCGUGGCAGGGGAGCACUGGGACAAGGUGAUCCAGUGUAGGUGGCACCCCCAUGACCGGACCUUCCUUUCCUCCUCUGCAGAUCGAACUGUCAUCCUCUGGACACCAGGCCCCUCAGCUAUUCACUAGAGAGAGACUGGUUACCAGCAGCAGGAAGCACAAGAACACGGUGUCUGCAGACAUCCCAGCAUGGGAUCACUAAUUGCAGAUGCCUGUGUGUAUGGAUGGAUGUUUGUGUGCAAACAUACUGUGAGCAUCAAGCUGUUUGUGCUGCUCAGUUUAGAGUUAAGUGUGUGUGUGUGUGUGUGUGUGUGUGUGUGUGUGUGUGUGUGUGUGUGUGUGUGUGUGUGUGUGUGUGUGUGUGUGUGUGUGUGUGUGUGUGUGUGUGUGUGUGUGUGUGUGUGUGUGUGUGUGUGUGUGUGUAUAAAUUGUGUUAGAGAUGUGUGUUUGAGGUGGAAAAUCCAGUCACUUUAAAGUCUUGGUUGUGCACGUGUGUUUUAAAUACUACUGUAUAUGUCUGGUGUGUGUGAUAGCAAAUGCAGCAUUCUGACAAUAUGUGUUUGUAUUUGGCUUUGCAGUUUGAGUGUAAUUAUCAUAAAACAAAUUAAAAAGGAAACUAAUCAGAACAAGACAGAACAUUAAAUAUUAGCUUGAAUUCAUAUGAGGUUCAGAACCUAUUUAGGGUAUGUGUGCGUGUGAUCACUUAAUACCUCUUCUUUUUUAAGUAAAGCACGAAGAUUAACCCUUUGGAGCCUACAAAGAUUAAGUUUGAACAUAGAGAUAACUGAUAAUGCCUGUAUUGAAAGGCCUGAGUCAGUUCACUGCAAGCACUUCACAUAAUUUUUUUUUUUCUCACAAUGCCAAACUACAUUUUAGUGAGCUAUAGUCAGAACUUGGUCAAAAUAAAACAAAAUAUGAAGGUCACUUUAGAAGGGAAAGCACUGCUGUUUCUAUAGUUUCUAUACGUAGCAGUGAGCUGGACUCGAUAUUGUGGAAAGAAGCCACAUUUGGUUAUGCAUAUCAUAAUGUGCCUUUUUUGUAGCAUUUGUAUAGAUUUGUGGAUGUGUGGAUUGGUCAAAAGAUUUAUUUAUUUAUUUGCAGUUUUAUUUUGAUAUUUUCUCAUAUGCCUUGUCAUCUGUAAAUUCUUGCAAUGUCACUGUAAUGCGGAAAAUGACCAUUCAUUGGCAUUUGUGCACACUUGUAUAAAUUCCACAUCUGUUACUAUUGAAAAAGUCAUAAUAAUUAGUGCUUUACACAAUGUUUAAAAUACAUCAUGUUUAGUUUUGGAAUUUCAGUCAUAUGGAAAUGUGUCACAGACAGACAAAAAAAAUUUUUAACUGUUGUGUUCCAGACAAACUAAAUAGAUAAACUGCAACAUGGGAACAAGAAAAUGUUUGGUCUGAAGUUUUAGCAACCUAAAAAAAAAACAAGUGUUCCAGACGACAUUUAGUGGUGUAGAGUAAACUUUAAAAUGGAAUAUAUUGCCAAUCAGACAGCAUCUCCUAUACAAAAUGACCAAAGAAGUGAAAUUGUCCGUCCGAAGUCUAAACAAUGGUAAAAAGGCACUUUAAAGAUAGGAAUGCUCCUGGACCGCACAAUGUGAAAGCACAAAUCUGGUCACAUCACUUCUACAAAUAAGGAUCUAAGGAACUUUUACCGUGCACCUAUGCAGAAAGCUGAUGGAUUUGGGAGAGAAGAGUGUGUGUGGAAAAAUAUGUCAUGGGUUAUCAUAUUAUGCAUCAUAUUAUCUGUGACUCACAAUGGCAUAUUGAGUGUCAUUUGAAACCUGUGUGGUUUUAAACAAUGUUUGUGUACACAAAUGUGGAAUGAAAGGGUACAAACUGAAUAAUAAAAUAGUGGCUGUCUAAUA